CCUCCUGGUUCAAAAUGGUGCUGCUUUUCUGCUAGAAAACUAAUUCAAUGCCAUAAAAACGUUGGAUGUUGUUUUCUUUUUGGCAUCUCUAUUGAUUCCAUUGGGUUUGGCUUGUGUAGGUAUCUUUCAGAUGUGUUGUGGGAAGCAAUAAAAUCAAAUCAAGUUCUUUCGCUGUACCAGGGACUGGGAACCAAGAAUCUACAAUCUUUUGUUUCUCAGUUUUUGUACUUCUAUGGGUAUAGCUACUUCAAAAGACUAUAUCUGGCAAAAACUGGGGCUAAAUCAAUUGGAACAAAAGCAAACCUCUUACUCGCUGCUGCUGCGGGAGCUUGCAAUGCCAUUUUAACUCAGCCCUUGGAUACAGCCUCCUCACGAAUGCAGACUAGUGCCUUCGGAAAAUCGAAAGGGCUUUUCCAGACCCUGACGGAGGGCAGUUGGAGUGAUGCAUUUGAUGGUCUUGGAGUUUCAUUGCUGCUGACUUCAAACCCUGCCAUUCAGUACACAGUAUUUGAUCAGCUAAAGCAGAACAUCCUCAGAGGAAAACAGAACAAAACAGAACAAGGUUCAUCUCCAGUAGUCCUUUCUGCUUUUACAGCCUUUGUAAUAGGUGCAAUUUCAAAAAGCAUUGCCACCGUUUUGACAUAUCCUGCAAUCAGGUGUAAGGUGAUGAUCCAAGCUGCACACGACAAUGAAACGAAAGAACAUCGUCCAAACGUCCGCCGAACAGUUCCGGGUGUUGUCCAUUCUAUAUGGAGAAAAGAAGGGAUACUAGGAUUUUUCAAGGGAUUGCAAGCACAGAUCUUGAAAACGGUACUUAGUUCAGCUCUGCUUUUGAUGAUAAAAGAGAAGAUCACUUCAAGUGCAUGGGUUUUAAUACUUGCAACCAGAAGGUAUCUAUUUCUUACUAAGCCUAGACUAAAGAGUAGCUGAAGGUGUCGAUAAAGGCCAAAAACCUGUGAAGAAGAAGGAGAUGAAGCAAUAACAUGGAAACAAUGCAAUCUUGUUGGUUUUUACCAGAAGAAAUUAAUAUAUCCUCUGUGGAGAGUUCCAUAUUUUAGGUUGAAAUGCAGGAUUUUUUUUAAGAGGGUUCUGUUCAAUAAUAGCAUGACCAUAGGUAAUGCCAUAAAUUUUGUACUCAAUUACUCUUUGUAACAUAGUUUGUAACCCUACCAUUUCAACAAUCAACAAUCAAGCUCUUAUUAAUAGACUUGAUCAUGUGCAA
Molecule: messenger RNA, 1222 nt
Organism: Cucurbita pepo subsp. pepo (vegetable marrow)
Lineage: Eukaryota; Viridiplantae; Streptophyta; Magnoliopsida; Cucurbitales; Cucurbitaceae
Source: RefSeq, a predicted model, not a curated record